GGACGCACUCGUGGUGGAGAGUUGUUUACAAACAACGAAAGUGUCAGAAACAAACUGAAGUCGAUGCUGAAAAUGCGGAAAUGUAUGGAAUAAUUAAUUUUCGCAAAAAGCAUGGGGGCUAAGGACAGUCCUCAGCGAAUAUAAACAUCACUGACUCUUCAUAUUCUCAGUGUGUGGAAGCAGUGAAAUAAAGCCGAGCAGGUGCAGUGUCAUAGACAGUCAUAGAGGUGUUGGCUGUGGGCAGUCAGCAGGACACAUGGCAGAGGAAAGCAACAAGCUGACACUGAGGCGCCUGGAGGCACCGAUCCACAAGUUCAUUAAAGUGGCUCUUCCCACGGACCUGGAGAGGCUGCAGAAACACCACAAUAACAUACUGAAGUACCAGCAGAGCCACCAAUGGGAUCGCCUCCAUCAGGAGCACGUCAAUGCCAGCAGAACUGUUCAGCAGCUAAGAGCUAACAUCAGAGAGAUGGAGAAGCUGUGUGCUCGGGUCCGUGCAGAAGAUGCUGCCUCUCUUGAAGCGCUUGUAAAGCCUGUCAGAGACAGGGCAUCAGCUGCUGCACAAGACUUCCUGCUUUUGCACUCUAACCCCGUGCCUCAGCCUGCACCAACACCUGCAACUCAACCAUCCAGUUGUGGGUCCAGCAGUUACACUUCCGAUGAAGAUGUUGGUGAGAAGCUGGUGUCUGGGAGGCAAAUUCAGCUCCACCUCCCAGAAAUCCCCUUGGAUCAGAGUGCAGCUGAGUCCUGGGACAGCCUGGAAGAGGAUCUAAAGGAGCUGUGCGGUUUAGUGACGGAGUUCUCUCUUGUCGUUCAUUCCCAGCAGGAGAAGAUUGACAGCAUAGAGGACAACGUCAACACAGCCGCUGCCAAUGUGGAGGAGGGGACCAAGAGCCUGGGGAAGGCGGUGGGCUACAAGUUGGCGCUGUUGCCGGUUGCCGGAGCACUGCUGGGCGGUGCACUAGGAGGACCUCUUGGCCUGCUGGCUGGGUUCAAAGCUGCAGGGGUGGCUGCUGCUCUGGGAGGGGGCGCCUUAGGGUUUGCAGGGGGAAACCUGGUAAAGAAACACAAGAAAGCACAAGUGGAAGGACAGAUGAAACAGCUGACGGCACCACCACUAGAAUCAGCGACGAAAGCAGAGUCAGGCAAAAACAAAUGACCUACCUCGGGUUCAAACCACUGUUGACUGACCAAUCAGAAGCACAUCCUGAUCACAUGCCUUAAGGACACUCGGCAUCAGAUGUUAUCAACAAACACUGCUAUAAAAACAAAUGUGUAAUAAUGAGACCAUUCUUCAGGAGACAGAUACUCUGAUGUUCAGAUGUGAAUGGAGUUCCUGUGAGGACAUGAAUCUAACUUCAUACACAAGCGUUUUUUUCUUUUUCUUAGCGAAGCAGUUAACACUACAGCUUUCACUUUCAAAUAGCCAUGAGCAGAGAUCUUCUCUGAAGUUCCUAAUAAAGUUCUAUCAAUUUAACAAACCGCAUCGUUCUGCCAGAUGUUAUCACUAACAAAGACCUUGUUUGUGUGUUCCUCCUCGAGUUCACAUCUUAUGUUUUUUUAAUAUUGUUCUUCUGCACCAAGGUUUCUUAAAGUCUACCUGUAACCAUGCCUUAAUGUUUCUUUGUGCAGAUAUUUAAAUACAACUUUGAACAUCUGUAUGUCUCUAACUAUAGUACGAUUGUUUUCCCCCUUAGAUCCUGUAAUCUACAUUUACAUGAUUAUGUAAAUAAAAGUGUUCCUGCUUAGAUGUUGGUGUAAAUUAUACUGUUUAUGGUUAUAUUUGUUUUUAAUUGUGUGGGAUGAAAUAUUGCACAAAAAAAGUACCAAAGUGCCAAAGUUCAGAGCCCUCCAGGGUCUCCAGUAAGAACCUGCCAUGUAUUGAUUAAACUGUUGCGGAUUUUCUGCCAAAUACAA
Molecule: messenger RNA, 1917 nt
Organism: Labrus bergylta (ballan wrasse)
Lineage: Eukaryota; Metazoa; Chordata; Actinopteri; Labriformes; Labridae
Gene: stx17
Product: syntaxin 17
Biological process (GO): vesicle-mediated transport; vesicle fusion; intracellular protein transport
Cellular component (GO): autophagosome membrane; endomembrane system; SNARE complex
Molecular function (GO): SNAP receptor activity; SNARE binding
Source: RefSeq, a predicted model, not a curated record